AUGGGAUUGUUGGGAGUCGUUCGAUCCCGAUUUCGUACAGGCAAGACACCUUUCGAGGUGGCUUCGACCGAUCAUGAACCGGCUGCGACAUCACCUGCGAAAUCAACCCCAGUCGAUACGGUUCUCGGAGACGAAGAAAAGGUCAACUGGACCAGUGAAUCGGUUGCCAUUGAUCCAGAAUGCGAUGAAAACCACCCAGAAGUCGCCGCCCUGCCCAUCACGGUGAGGCAACUGGUCAGUCUCAAGGACGAUCCAGAGCUGCCCACAAUCACGUUCCGUUAUUUCGUUCUUUCUGUCGUCUUCGUCGUUCCUGGAGCGUUCCUCUCGCAGAUGAGCUACUUCCGUACCACCGAGGCUCCCUACUCCAUCUUUUUCGUGCAGAUUGCUUGCCAUUAUGCCGGUCAUUUCCUCGCCAGAGUCCUUCCCGCAACCAAGAUCCGGGCGCCUUGGACACAAUGGUCUUUCAGCUUGAACCCAGGCCCGUGGAGUAUUAAGGAGCAUGUGUUGGUGACGCUGACCGCAGCGUCUGGGGCCACCUAUAACCUGGGGUAUACUCCGAUCGCACUCGCAGAGCUCUACUAUGGGCAGGUUAUCAAUCCCGCGGUAGCCAUCUUCUUCAUGCUUGCCAUUGUGUGGAUCGGAUACGCCUUUGCGGCAUUGGCGCGACAGCUCUUGAUGCACGAUCCUGAGUACAUCUGGCCACAGGCUCUCAUGCAGACGACGCUGUUUGAAACUUUCCGCAGGACGGACAAAUCGUCGCCUCUAGCCCGGCGCCAGAUGAAAAUCUUCUUCUUUUCCCUUUUGGGCAUGACUCUGUGGCAGUUCUUGCCCGAAUAUGUCUUUCCAUUUACUUCUUCACUCGCCUUUCUUUGCUGGGUUGCACCACAUAAUAAGGUCGCCAAUUUUGUGGGGUCUGGAUUAGGGGGCAUGGGCUUCCUCAAUCUCUCUCUGGACUGGUCCAACAUAAAUUGGAAUAUGUCUUCGAUUAUGCUCACCCCUUUCUGGACUCAGGUGAUUCUGUUUCUAGCGUUUGUCUUCAAUUGCUGGGUGCUUCUUCCGGCGGCGAAAUGGGGUAAUCUGGGCUCAUACCAUCAUGGUCUCAUGUCCAACAGCCUGCUUACAGCAAAUGGGACGACUUAUCCCGUGCUAAAAGUUUUGACAUCGGAUUUGCGACUGAAUGAAACAGCAUAUGAGGAGUAUGGUCCGAUGUACAUGGGCCUCCAGAACGUGUGGGCUACCUUCUUCGACUAUGCCAAACUCCCGGCGGCAAUUACAUGGAUUGCUACGUUUGGUUUCGUCCAGGUGGCAGGGAACUUGAAACGGGUCAUCGCAUCCUAUAGCAAAGAAUCACGCUCAAUGGGGGAGGGCAUCCAUAAUCAAUACAAAGACCGCCUCAAUGUCAUCCAACAACAAUACAAGGAGAUUCCCUGGUGGUGGUACUUGGCCCUUUUUACUGUGGGAUUCGUGAUCCUCAUCACUGCUCUAGCAUGCGGAUAUCUCUUCAUUCCCAUUUGGACGCUUUUUGUCGCUCUGAGCACUGCUGCCAUCUGCGUCAUACCAUUUGCUUGGCUUUACGCAAUUUCAAACUACCAGAUUGCCACUGGAUCGUUUAAUGAAUUGAUGUAUGGAUACAUGGUUCACACGAAGGCUGGAGAAGGUCACCAGCAUCCCUGUGGACCUUCUGUGUAUGGAGCUAUUGCUGGAGAUGCAUGGUAUCGGGCCCAGUACAUGUUGCAGGAUCAAAAGAUCGGUCACUAUAUGCACAUCCCACCACGAACAGUGUUUUUCUCUCAGAUAUUUGGCACUAUUCUUGGCGUGCCCAUCAACUACGGUGUGGUUCGUUGGAUCUUAAUCACCAAGGGUGACUUUCUCACGGGGGCAAAGAGUGACCCUUCCAACCAAUGGACAGGACAAAAAUUGACGUCUUCCAACACACUUGGCGUUCAGUAUGCAGUUCUUGGCCCAAAGCGGCUAUUCGCACAGAAGGAAAUGUCGAUUCUUCCCUGGUCCUUCCUCGUGGGGGCUGUGCUACCCCCUCUGCUGUACCUUCUGCACCGGAUGUUUCCACGCUGGCGUGUAGACCUGUGGAAUGUCAGCAUCUUCUUUUCCGGAAUGGCUGUUUUUUACGGCAACAUCAGUACAGGCUAUACAUCUGCCAUCAUCGGCGGCUAUGUGGUGAUGUAUCACAUCUACCGGCGGCAUUUUGAAGUCUGGAGGCGGUACAGCUACAUGGUGGCUGCAGCUUUUGACGCCGGUUUCAAUUUGAAUAUGCUAUUGAUUUUUCUCUUCUUUGGAUCUGGAAAACUGAUUUCCAUGCCAAAUUGGUGGGGAAACAAUACGACCUCGGUAGAAAGAUGUUUUGCUUUGGAUUAG
Aspergillus wentii DTO 134E9 is the source of this 2373-nucleotide messenger RNA. Its product is annotated as OPT family oligopeptide transporter. Gene Ontology annotation, biological process: transmembrane transport. The transcript has a single exon. Lineage: Eukaryota; Fungi; Ascomycota; Eurotiomycetes; Eurotiales; Aspergillaceae. Gene Ontology annotation, molecular function: oligopeptide transmembrane transporter activity. The record is from RefSeq and is a predicted model, not a curated record. The coding region runs from base 1 to 2373 and encodes 790 amino acids.